Messenger RNA from Nerophis lumbriciformis (worm pipefish), 4155 nucleotides. The record is from RefSeq and is a predicted model, not a curated record. NCBI's taxonomy places the organism in Eukaryota, Metazoa, Chordata, Actinopteri, Syngnathiformes, Syngnathidae.
AUGAGUGCGAGGAGGAGAGGUGGGAAGCCCAACAGAGGUGGAGGGAAAUUUAACAAGCCGAGAGGAGCUGGAGGUGGCGGAGGAGGUCGAAAAGCAGGAAGUGCUCACCUGGAUGACGACUAUGAUGAUUUCACCCUUGACGUUGGGCUAAAUUCAUCCAGCAGACUGUCCAAUACGCGAGGCGGCUCCAACCGCCCCACUGGCGCUAGGAAUGGAAGCAUUCCUUCACGAGGAUGUCGAGCUGGCGCCUGCUACAACAGAACCGAGUCGGUUCUACCUAAAUCCCUCGCUCGGAACAGAACAUACGCCAAAAAUUUCCAACCCGACACCAAAGCAAGUGCCGCUCGCAAACCCGAUGCCAGCAGCGUGCCUAUGCAGAGAAUUCUAAUGACCGACAAGAACCAGGAACUCCUCAAAGAGCUGCUUUGGGAGUUGCGGACGCGCGACUUUGACGAACAAGACGACGACGCCGCUUUCGAUGGUUUACAAGAGGAGGAAAAGGAGGAAUUGGAUGAAUUAGACUUUCGUGAAGAAGGCCAGUUUUGGAACACCAACGACGAGCCGGUGGAGAGAGCGGAGAGCCCGAAAGAAUACGAGUCUGACAAUGAACGUCGGCCGGCUGAACCUGUCGUCUCUUUGUUUGCGAUAAGCAAGCUCUGCAGGUACGGCUUUGACCGGGAACGCAGCAAGCAGGCGCUGGAGUCCAACGGAGGAGAAUUCGGCUCCACGCUGGAGCAGCUUCUUCAACAAGUUUACACGGAACGCUACGGACAGGACUCCAUUUCGGGAGGGGGCCUCGCCGCCCUGCCUGAAGACGAGUGCCUGAACCAGAGGCAAGAGGAAGCCUUAGCGCUAGCCGCCAUCUACGGCGACCGUUUCCAGGAACGCAUCACCAAUUCCGUAUGGGUCGUCACAUUGGACGCGCUUUUCCUCACAGACAACAUCGGAAAGAACUACAGCGUAACGUCGAAAAAUGUCUGCCAGUUCUACUUGAAAUCAAAAGGCUGCAGAUACGGCGAUAAAUGCAAGUUUAAGCACCAAGCGGCUCAGGCGGCGAUUAGCGCCCUCUCUCCUCUGGAGUACGAACUGGAAAUUCGCUUCCCGAAAGGGAACCGCUACCCGUCUCAAGCGCCGGUGGUCGCUUUCAGCACCAACGACGAGUCGGUCAAAGCCGCGGGGAGGCUCACCGUGACGGAGAAGUUGUUCGAGGAAGCGCUGACGGCCGCCAGCGACAACCAGCCUGUUGUGUACACUUUGGUUAGCUUGUGCGAAGAUGAGAACAUCAUGAAGGAACUGCUGGCCGUCGCUCAUCACAAAUACAGCAAUCCACCACCUGUUUUAGGGCCUGCUCCAGCAAAGAAAAAGAUUCCCACGAAUCAUUUUUCAGAGGAAAGCGUCUGUCCUAGUCGACGGAUCGCGCCGAUAUCAGACCGAACCAGAGAGGAAGACGACAACGAGGUUUCCGCCAUAUCCGUCGAGAACGUCAGCUCCGUCAACCUGCGGAAGAGAGUGACUGAUAAUUCUAAUGUACUAAAAGAAAACGGAAAACUAUGCAGAGAUUUUGACAAGAAACAGUCUUCCAAACGCUUCAAGUCAAUGCUGGAGCAAAGGACGAAGCUUCCGGCUUGGAACGAAAGAGACAACAUUCUGGAUGUGCUGAACAACUGUCAAGUGUUGGUCAUCAGCGGCAUGACAGGGUGCGGCAAGACCACGCAAAUCCCCCAAUUCGUCCUUGAUGCUACCUUAAGCGGCCCGGCGGAUAAGGUAGCCAACAUCGUUUGCACUCAGCCGCGCCGCAUAUCCGCCAUGUCGGUGGCCGAGCGAGUGGCUCAAGAACGCGCGGAGAGUCUCGGCAACUCCGUGGGCUACCAGAUCCGCUUGAAGAGCGUCCGGUCUUCUGCCACCAGGCUGCUUUACUGCACCACAGGAGUUUUGCUGAGAAGACUGGAGGCCGACGUGGAUCUACAAGGCGUCACCCACGUCAUUGUGGAUGAAGUGCACGAACGCACGGAGGAGAGUGACUUCCUCCUGUUGGUCCUCAAAGACCUGAUUCUUCAGAGACCUGACUUAAAGGUUAUCCUAAUGAGCGCUACACUGAACGCUAACCUCUUCUCUGAAUAUUUCUACGACUGUCCGACUAUACACAUCCCUGGUCGCACUUUCCCUGUGACGCAGUUCUUCCUUGAAGACGUCAUCUCCUUAACUCGCUACGUGAUCGAAGACGGAAGCCCUUAUAUACGGUCGAGCCGGCCGAACUCCUUGAGUGGUCAGGCAAGAGUUGGGCCGCCAAAGGACGUUGUGGACACGUUAGGGGAUGACAUGUGGAACUUCAUGUCUUUCACCAAAAAGGACUUUGUCAAAGACUCUGUGCCCGACCAACAACUCAGCCUGCAGGAACUCACGGUUCGAUUCAAAGAUUGUAAAGCAUCUGUGCUGAAGACCAUGGCUGCGAUGGACCUGGACAAGAUCAACAUUGACCUGAUCGAGAAUCUGCUGGAGUGGAUUGUGGAUGGUAAUCACAGCUAUCCUCCAGGUGCCGUACUGGUGUUUCUCCCGGGCAUCGCUGAGAUUAAGAUGCUGUACGAGCAGCUGCAGUCGAACAGAAGGUUCAACAACAGGCGUGGCGACAGAUGUGUUGUCUACCCGCUCCACUCCACUUUGUCGAAUGAGGAGCAGCAGGCAGUCUUCAACCGCCCUCCGGAAGGCGUCACGAAAAUCAUCAUCUCCACAAACAUCGCCGAGACCUCCGUCACCAUCGACGACGUGGUGUUCGUCAUCGACUCUGGCAAAUUGAAGGAGAAAAGGUAUGACGCUUCCAAAAGCAUGGAGAGCCUGGAGGAUACGUGGGUGUCACGGGCCAACGCGCUUCAGAGAAAAGGCAGAGCAGGCCGUGUAGCCUCUGGGGUGUGCUUCCACCUCUUUACUAGCCACUGCUUUCAACACCAGCUGGCCCAGCAACAACUUCCUGAGAUCCAGAGAGUUCCCCUGGAGCAGCUUUGCCUCCGCAUCAAGAUCCUGGACGUGUUCGCCGAACAGACCCUGGAGUCGGUCUUCCGUCGUCUCAUCGAGCCGCCAGUCGCCGGCAGCCUGGACGCGGCCAAGCAGCGCCUGCGGGACUUGGGCGCCCUGACCGCCGAGGAGAAGCUAACCCCGCUAGGUUACCACCUAGCCCGCCUGCCCGUGGACGUGCGCGUGGCCAAGCUCAUGCUGUUCGGCGCCAUUUUCCGCUGCCUCGACCCAGCGCUGACCAUCGCUGCUAGUCUUGCUUUUAAAUCGCCUUUUGUGGCACCGUGGGACAAACGUGAGCAAGCCAAUGAGAAGAAACUGGAAUUUGCGCUGGCUAAUAGUGACCAUCUGGCCCUUCUCCAGGCGUACAAGGGUUGGUGCAGUGCCGAAAAGGCAGGUCACAAGUCCGGCUCCUUUUUUUGCCGGGAAAACUUCCUGUCUUUACGAGUUCUGCAGGAAAUCGCUUGUGUCAAGCGGCAGUUUGCCGAGCUGCUGUCCGACAUCGGUUUCAUCAAAGAGGGGUUGACGUCGAGAGCCAUCGAGCGACUUGGGUCCAAAGGCUCCGACGGGGUCUUCGAGGCUACUGGUCCCGAGGCAAACCUGAACUCCGAUAACAUCAAGCUAAUGUCUGCGAUGCUUUGCGCCGCUCUCUAUCCGAAUGUAGUGCAGGUGCUAGCACCUCAAGGGGUUUACAAAAUGAGCGUCAAAGGAGCGGUAAAGAUGCUCCCCAAGACCAGCGAGCUACGCUUCCUGACAAAGAGCGACGGUUGCGUCCAAGUUCAUCCCUCAUCGGUUAACUACAACGUUCGCAAGUACCCAAGCCCCUACCUGGUGUACCUGGAGAAGGUGAAAACCAGUCGGGUAUUUAUCCGGGACUGCAGCACGGUGUCCGUGUACGCUUUGGUGCUGUUCGGGGGCGGGGCGAUCAACGUGGAGAUGCACAAGGGUCAGUUUGUCAUCUCUCUGGACGACGGAUGGAUUCGAUUCGCUGCAGAUUCUCACCAGGUGGCAGAAUUGGUGAAGGAGCUACGCUGGGAGCUGGACCGCCUUCUUGAGGACAAAAUCCGGAACCCUAGCAUCGACUUGUGCACCUGCCCCCGCGGCUCCCGCAUCAUCCGCAUGAUCGUCAACCUUGUGUCCACUCAGUAG